AGGGCAGGCAGGCGGACCCCCCCUCCUCCAGCCCCUCCCCCAAGGCUUCACGUGGUUGAUUCUACAGAACAACAUGAAGAGACGAAAAUAGCAUUUUAAGGGGCUUGGCCGUGGAAGGAUGGCCUUCUUGGACAACCCAACUAUCAUUCUGGCUCAUAUUCGGCAGUCCCACGUGACCAGUGAUGACACAGGGAUGUGUGAAAUGGUUUUAAUUGAUCAUGAUGUUGACCUCGAGAAGUUUCAUCCCUCUACAGUGACUGGAGACAGUGGCCCGGAAAUUCAGGGAAGUGGUGGUGGUGAGAAUCAGGGCUUUGUAUAUGCCCAGUCUGUCGACAUUACCUCAAGCUGGGACUUUGGCAUCAGAAGGCGAUCGAACACAGCUCAGAGAUUAGAACGACUUCGAAAAGAGAGGCAAAACCAGAUAAAGUGCAAAAAUGUUCAGUGGAAAGAGAGAAAUGCUUCUCACUCAGCGGAGGAGCUCAGCUCACUGUUUGAAAAAAAGAACUUCAAAGUUAAGUCUUCAAAUUCUGGGAAGCAGUCAAUAUUAUCAGUACGACUUGAACAGUGCCCUCUCCAGCUGAAUAACCCUUUUAAUGAGUACUCAAAAUUUGAUGGCAAGGCUCACCUAACCCCCCGCUACGCCCCCAAAUCACACCCAGCCGCCCUCCCCUAG
This is a messenger RNA of Tachyglossus aculeatus (Australian echidna), 673 nucleotides long. Its product is annotated as target of rapamycin complex 2 subunit MAPKAP1-like. Gene Ontology annotation, cellular component: TORC2 complex; cytoplasm; plasma membrane. NCBI's taxonomy places the organism in Eukaryota, Metazoa, Chordata, Mammalia, Monotremata, Tachyglossidae. The transcript is spliced from 2 exons. Bases 119 to 673 code for a protein of 184 amino acids. The record is from RefSeq and is a predicted model, not a curated record. Gene Ontology annotation, molecular function: phosphatidylinositol-4,5-bisphosphate binding. Gene Ontology annotation, biological process: TORC2 signaling.